AUGUCAUCGAGUGAUAGUCAUUCAUUGACUUAUGAGUCAAUUGUCGAGUCGUUUGUCGUCCACCGAAAGCCAUAUAAAUGCGAUUACAAUGAAUGCGAAAAAAGUUUCACAACUCAAAGCCGAUUGAAUGCACACAAAGUCCGCAGACAUGCCAUCGAUAACCAUAAAGAGGUUAUCACUCGGGAACCGAUCGCCAGCGGCUCCGAUGGUGUCAUUGCCGGUGGACAGCAGUCAACGGCCAGUCCUAUGACCGGUGCUAUCAGUCCUGACACCCGAUCGGUGGACAACAAACAUGAUUUGGGCUCCGAUGUCGAGGACGUGAUACUAACCCAUGAGUACAGCGCCGGUAAAGCACCGGACGGUACAAACUCGGCGCCAAUAGUCAGUGGUCAGCCAUUGCCGGACACCGACUCUGUUAUUAUGCAGUGUUUUAAUAGUAAUAACGCAAACACUAGUCAAACACCAGCGCCCGGAGCUCUACCACAUGACCCGACCCGUGGAGCUAGUGUUGAGUCAACACUAUAUCAAACACGCGAUGGAAUAGAGUUAACUCAAGUCGUUGGCCAACACUACACGCCUACUGUCCACGAAAUGGCCGCUCAUAACAGCCCCGACAGUCACUACUCGGCCACCGGUUGUCUCGACCCAACUGUGCUACACCGGGACCUGAGGGACAAACCGUGCGAUUUGUGUGGCAAACGGUUUCGCACCGACACCGGAGUGGAGACACAUAAAAAGCGCUUUCACCCCAACGGCGGGCCCACCGACUGUCCGGCACCGCCGGCGGACACAAGUAGUACCGCAACUAAUGGUGACAUUUCUGGCGCGAGUUGUAGACCACAACACCCGCAGUCAACUCCCUGA
This is a messenger RNA of Medioppia subpectinata, 864 nucleotides long. Lineage: Eukaryota; Metazoa; Arthropoda; Arachnida; Sarcoptiformes; Oppiidae. The record is from the annotation of a GenBank genome assembly.